This is a messenger RNA of Fomitopsis serialis, 2502 nucleotides long. RefSeq lists its product as uncharacterized. NCBI's taxonomy places the organism in Eukaryota, Fungi, Basidiomycota, Agaricomycetes, Polyporales, Fomitopsidaceae. The record is from RefSeq and is a predicted model, not a curated record. Bases 1 to 2502 code for a protein of 833 amino acids. The transcript is spliced from 8 exons.
AUGGCUCCUCCGACUUGGGCAACUGUCGAACAAAGGGACCUCUUGACGUCGAAGGUGGCGUCUCAUCGCAGCGCACAAGCUGGACAGACAUUACCGCGUUUCUGGGCUGAUCUAUACCGUGAAUGGUUCAGGCUGUUUCCAGAGCGGGAUGUCUUCUUCGCGGGUCGAACAGGGCCCAUUACGGAGGAGGAAUCGAAGGAGCUGAGCAAGGCCAUAGAGAAACGUAAGAAGACUUUGCGCAACUGGUUUAGUAACCAUUCCGGCCAGAAGGGCCGCAAGGCAGCGUCUGCGAAAGUCAAUAUGAACAUCUUCAAACCGAAAGGACGGCGGAACCUGCAGGUUCUUGAGGUAUAUUCUCGCAAGUACUACGACGACUGCGUGAAGCCUGCCGUCAAAGCAGCCCUCGCGAGUCGCAAGUAUGAGAGCGCUGAGAAGAUGAAUCUCGUGAGGCAACUGACCCGGGAGGCGUAUGAGAAUGAGAGCGACGAGACCAAAGCGGAGAUCGAAGCCGAGGUCAUCGCAUCGAGAACCGCUAACGAGGCGCUCGCAGCUCUUCCAGCCAAUGGUCAGGCUGGUCAGGCGCCGCCAAACCCUGUGCAACGUCAAGCAAUAAUCGACAACGUACCUGCCAUUCUCCAACAAGUCCUGCCCGUGUUGCAUGACUUGACGGGUGGAUAUUACAUGGUCGUUGGCGUACUGAAGGACUGUGACGGAAAUAUUACGACUGUGGCAUACCACGCAGAGGACCCGACUGUGGGCUACACGUAUGGCUCGUCGACGCCAGACUUCAAGUCGCGGGUCGUUCAGCCGUUCGCGGAAUAUGUUAAGGUUGAGCUAGCCGUACGUGAGGAAGAGGAGUUUGAGUCGAAAACCACCGGCCUUGUGCAGAUGUCCGAUUCCGAAGGUCGAGGCGAGAGCGUUGAAGCUGAGGCGGCGCAGACUAUUGCAGAGACUGAGGUUAGCCACACUGAGGUCGCCCACACUGAUCCUGACGAGGGCGCCGCAGCAACGGAGACGUCUUCGGCAGCUCAAUCUUCGGCGGACACGGCUUCAGGGGAUGUGUCUAUGGCGGAAACAUCCUCCGUGGAUGUGUCGUCGCCAUAUGUGGUCGAGUCUUCGGUAAAUGGCGCUUCGGACGACUCUUCUUCAGUGUACGCGACCUCCGCAGACAGGACAUCGCUCACCUCUUCCCUGGAUGCGUCGAUGACCCUCACGUCUUCACCUUUGUUGGACGCGACUUCGGUGGACACCGUUAUGGACGGGAACCUGGACCUGGGGUCUCAUGACACUGCCACUGGCAUGCUCGACCUACUUUAUGAUCACGAGCCUAUCAACGCCCUCGCACCGGAGAUGACUGAUCUCUACCGCCCCGAAUUCAACCCCCAGCCUCCGUCGCUGUCGCUCGCUGAGUCCAUGUCAGCUCCCUUCGUUUUCCCAGACGGCUUCACCUAUGCGUGGGACGACAACAACCCGAUGAACCCGAUGACAAUGGAAGGAAGCCAGAUCUACGUGGGCGCCCAAGUCUCGAUGCCCUUGAUGGCAGCGGCGCCACCGCUCGGUUUCUUCCCCUCUGACACGUCUUCCUAUCAUUCUGGCUCAUCUGUGCCAGCUGGAUGGAACGGGAUGGCCAUGGAAGGCGCCAUCGCGCCGAUGGUCUCCCCGUCGCAGAUGGUCGCCCUGUCGCAGAUGGUCGCUCCGCCGCAGAUGGUCGCUCAGCCGCCGAUGGUUGCUCAGCCGCCGAUGGUCGCCCCGCCGCAGAUGGUCGCCCCGCCGCAGAUGGUUGCUCAGCCGCCGAUGGUCGUCGCGCCGCCGAUGGUAGCCGCUGCGCCGUCGGCUCACACCUCUCCGGGCACCGAGCUCGCCGCAUCGUCUCAUGCAAGUACGCAGAGCGCCAUAGCGUGGUCGGUGCCUUCGUCCACCGGGGUGUCAUCUGCUCUGCCUUCGAUAUCUUCGCCUACGCCGUCCAUGACCACCUCUGCGCCGUCUACUAGCGAUCACACACGUACGACGGUGUCUGACAUCACGAAUGUCGUUGACGCUACCACUCGUGCACGUUUGACGCAGCCGGCUACAAGCCCUUCUUGCUCUUCUUCAGAGGUCGAAGGCGUCAACUCACCUUCGUCGACGAACGGCGCACCGGAGCCGGCGAGCGCUACAGCAGCACCACGACCGCAUCGUUUCCGUCGUGUGCCGGUGAACGCAGACGGGACCCGUCCCAGCAACUUACCCGGCACCCGGUCCCCCGCGAAGGAGAACAAUGUUGGGGGGUCGACGACGACGAAGACUGCACAGAAAAGGAAGGGGGCAACGAGCCCGACUGGACCGUCUAAGAAGCAGAAGGUUAACUCACAAAGGACUGUCGACCGGAAGUCGAGAUGGAUGAGGGGCCGCAAGGACAUCGCCGGAGAUCAGAUUGGCAGCGAGAACAAGUCAGAGAGAUGGGAUGUGGACGUGGACUUGGAGGCCGAAGAGGAGGUGAAGGUUGUCGUUGAGGCCGGGUGA